UCUAAUCUCUUUCAUUAUCUAUACUCUUCUCUCUCUCUCUCUCUCUCGCUUUCUCUCUCUCCUUCACUCUAACAUUUAUUUCCUGUGGACACUUUUUUUUGAAUCAGUUUUCCCAAAUAAGUGUUCCUCUAUCUGCUGUUGAACAAUCUCAGAACCAGGGACUUCUUGCCAAGUGCCAAAUCAAGUUCAAAGAUAUUUUUCUUUGGAUAAAACCUGCUUCUAUGUCUUCGUGAUAAUCACAAUAUAGACUUUGCUUCUUGACAAGAGUGUCAUAUCACAAAAUGUGAUAAUCACAAUAUUUGUAUGAAUUUGGGAAGUUGAUGGUUCAGUUUUCAAUUAGCUAUCUUUCCUUAUAAGAAUCAACAAGAGUUAAAGUUUGUAGCUUCCUGGAAACUACUGCAUUGUUCUUGAUUAUAAAUUGGGUUUUCUUAGCUCUUCUGGGUUCUGACUUCUGCAAUGAAAUUUGGACUUCUUGAACACAUGUUGUAGUCUUUUUCAAUUGGGUCUUGCUCUGAGGAUCAAAUUUGAUCACUACCAGAAUUAACUUCAAUAACUUCCGAAAGGACCAAAACUAAUCAACUGUAGAAUGACCGAAAGUGGUUUAUGUUCUGCAAUGCCUGAAACGGAUAUUAUAGCUUUAAAGGAAACUCUUCAAUCUCAACAAAAUCUUCUGCAAAAAUUGUACAAUGAAUUGGAUGAGGAAAGAGAAGCCUCAGCUACAUCAGCUAGUGAAGCUCUAUCGAUGAUACUGCGUUUGCAAGGAGAGAAGGCUGUUGUGCAGAUGGAAGCAAACCAAUAUAAGAGAUUGGCAGAGGAAAAGAUGUCUCAUGCUGAGAAUUCUCUUUAUGUUUUUGAAGAUCUAAUCUAUCAGAAAGAAAUGGAAAUUUCAUCUCUUGAGUUUCAAGUUCAGGCUUACAGGUGCAGACUUCUUAGCAUGGGUUGCAAUGAUUUGGGUGACUAUGAAUGUAAAUUUCCGGAGAAUCUAGUUUUGCAAAGAAGUGAUUCAUGUAAGGUGGAAAUGGGUGCUAAUAGCAAUUUAAGAAGAUUACACUCUCUGCCUCCAAUUCAAGUAAAAGAACACUAUCAGAAGAAAAGUAAUUUGGAAAAAGAAAGAUCUGUGAUCCCCAUGUCAGAUUGGAGUCCAAAGAUAGGGAAGCAAAACACUGACCAGAAUGUUAAAGUUCAAAACUUGGAUUUAGAGAAAAAUUCAGGAAGUCCUAUUUUUGUAACCUCUGAUUCGUACUGGGAGCAGAUCAAAAAGUUAGAUGACCGAGUGAAAGAUAUAUCGGGUGAUAAAGUUUCUGUUAGAGAAAAUUCAUUUAACUUGAAGGAAAAGUACAGCCCCCGUUCAUUACUUCCACAAGUAAGUAUUGACAAAUUCCAUGGCACAAAUAAAGGAGAAAGUUUUACUAAUUUUGAGAAAAUUAAACUUCAUGAAAAUAUACAGGAAAGGGAGGCAAUAGUUAAUUCUUCUUGUACCUCAAGUGUCCAGGAUAUUUUUGAAGUCCCACAAAGUACUGAGAAUCAUAAUGCAUACAAAGUUCAGAAGAAAGAACAAAGUAAGUUGGUUUUGGAAGGUGAGAACAGGCCUAGAAAGCCAGAUUUGGUCUCUGAGGAUAGCUCUGGAUUGCAUAUUACAGAUGCAACAGAUAAGAUAAAGAAAAUGUUGCUUUUUGCAAACCACGAUAACAAAAUACCUAAACCAAGAGAUGGAUUAAGUGAUGACUGCAAUGCAGCUCUUGUUCAGCCAACAAUAGGUGAUGUAGAGUCUCAGGCCAAGCUUCAACAACUGUGUCACAGAAUUGAGCGGCUCGAGGGAGAUAGAAACUAUAACAGGCAAGAAAUUACUGAGGAAGGGGAAGGGCAGUUGAAGUUGUUAAAGGAGAUACAAGAUCAACUUAAUGUGAUACAGACUGAGUUGGGAAGUUUGAGACCUAAGAAAUCCCCUCCACAAGAUGACCAGUUGAGAAGUUCGAGAACUAAGAAAUCCCCUCCACAAGAUGACCAGCCUCUACAUUUUCUUUCUGAGGCAUUGCUACAUUUUUGGCUUUAAGAAAUCAAUUGGAACCUUGAUAUGUCACAGAUCAUUGAUUUCAGACAUGCUUGGCACAAAGGAAUCAGUAAGAGUAUCUUUGAUCUUUCAUACAAAUGGCGUGAACCAAAUUUUUUUUUAGGUUUUUGGAUUUAAUUUGAAUGACUUCCAUACAAAAUAUAGAUUUUAAAAGAUUUUCAUACAGUACAUUGAAACAUAAAGAAAGAAGAGUGGCUUUCAGAGGAUUGUAUAGGGCAUGUUUUUUUUUGAGCUUGAGAUAUAGGUUGUAAGUAACACACAUACCUUGAUCUGAUUUGAGAGUUGAGAGUGCUUUGUGUUCAAACAAAAUACUGUACUUUUUGUAUCAUAUUAAUGAAAAAUGGUUGUAUUCAACAUUCUUUAAGGGAAUCUUUUCUCAAAUUUUUAUGUUUA
This is a messenger RNA of Quercus robur (English oak), 2464 nucleotides long. RefSeq names its product myosin-binding protein 7. Bases 587 to 2053 code for a protein of 488 amino acids. Lineage: Eukaryota; Viridiplantae; Streptophyta; Magnoliopsida; Fagales; Fagaceae. The record is from RefSeq and is a predicted model, not a curated record. The transcript has 4 exons.